AUGGGCAUCUGCACAAGCAAGGGAAAAUACUCACCCCAGUACGAUCGUUACGAAAACCAAGCAAAAGCCCCUGCUCAACACGCUCACCGGUCGCCGGAAAAUUACCACCCAGAAGCGACGGCGGCGAAGUCAUCGGGUCCUCCCAAAAGCCCCAGACACAAUAUUUUGAGGUCUGAUACGAUUCUAGGGAAGCCGUUCGAGGAUGUUAAGCUGCAUUACACGAUUGGGAAAGAAUUGGGGAGAGGGCAAUUUGGGGUGACUUAUCUUUGCACUGAGAAUUCCUCGGGUAAGCAAUAUGCUUGUAAGUCCAUUUCGAAGAGGAAGCUUGUGACCAAAAAUGAUAAGGAUGAUAUUAGAAGGGAGAUUCAUAUUAUGCAGCAUUUGAGUGGCCAACCCAACAUAGUUGAGUUCAAGGGAGCUUAUGAAGAUAAGCAAUCGGUUCAUUUGAUCAUGGAGCUUUGCGCUGGAGGCGAGCUGUUUGAUAGAAUUAUUGCUAAGGGCCAUUACAGUGAGAAAGCAGCUGCCUCAAUCUGCAGGUCCAUUGUUAAUGUGGUUCAUAUCUGCCAUUUCAUGGGGGUGAUGCACAGGGACCUCAAGCCUGAGAACUUUCUGCUUGCUAGCAAAGAGGAAAAUGCUAUGCUCAAAGCAACCGAUUUUGGAUUGUCUGUUUUCAUUGAAGAGGGAAAGGUGUACAAAGACAUUGUAGGGAGUGCUUAUUACGUCGCCCCUGAAGUAUUACGUCGUAGAUAUGGGAAAGAAAUUGACAUUUGGAGUGCUGGAGUCAUGUUGUACAUACUACUCAGUGGUGUACCUCCAUUUUGGGCAGAAACUGAGAAGGGCAUAUUCGAUUCAAUAUUGCAAGGACAUCUCGACUUUGAAACUGAUCCAUGGCCGAAAAUUUCUAACAGUGCCAAGGACCUAGUGAAGAAGAUGUUAAAUCCAGACGCAUCCAAAAGGCUUACGUCGGCUCAGGUUCUUGAGCAUCCAUGGUUGAGAGAAGGCGGAGAUGCAUCUGAUAAGCCAAUAGACAGUGCAGUAUUUACAAGGCUCAAGCAAUUUAGAGCUAUGAACAAACUGAAGAAACUUGCUCUGAAGGUUAUAGCUGAAAAUCUAUCUGAGGAAGAGAUUCAAGGCCUGAAGUCAAUGUUCAUGAACAUGGAUACUGACAAGAGUGGAACCAUCACUUAUGCAGAACUGAAGUCUGGACUGGCCCGGCUUGGCUCAACACUAAGUGAGGCUGAGGUCAAACAACUUAUGGAAGCGGCCGACGUGGAUGGAAACGGUACAAUCGAUUACAUCGAAUUCAUCACUGCUACGAUGCAUAGAUACAAGCUAGAAAAAGAGGAACAUCUUUACAAAGCCUUCCAGCAUUUUGACAAGGACAACAGUGGUUAUAUCACAAGAGAGGAACUGAGAGCUGCAAUGAAAGAUUACGGGAUGGGCGACGAAGAGACCAUUAACGAAAUCAUAUCUGAAGUCGAUGCAGACAAUGAUGGAAGAAUCAACUAUGAUGAGUUCUGUACAAUGAUGAGAAGUGGAACCCAACAAGUCAAACUCUUUUAAGAUUGGUGUGGAAAAGGCUUUCCCCAAAAUCCAGACUACGCCCGAAACAUUGGUUUUGGGUUAUAAUGUGUGAUAUAAUCUUUUAAUAGCAAUUGAAUUGUUGUUCAUAUGUUUCUGUA
This is a messenger RNA of Cucurbita pepo subsp. pepo (vegetable marrow), 1682 nucleotides long. RefSeq names its product calcium-dependent protein kinase 2. The record is from RefSeq and is a predicted model, not a curated record. Gene Ontology annotation, molecular function: calcium ion binding; ATP binding; protein kinase activity. Lineage: Eukaryota; Viridiplantae; Streptophyta; Magnoliopsida; Cucurbitales; Cucurbitaceae. Gene Ontology annotation, biological process: protein phosphorylation.